This is a messenger RNA of Acanthoscelides obtectus, 849 nucleotides long. The record is from the annotation of a GenBank genome assembly. NCBI's taxonomy places the organism in Eukaryota, Metazoa, Arthropoda, Insecta, Coleoptera, Chrysomelidae.
AUGGAGAACAUGAUGCAGGGCAAUAAGAUCAGACGAGUUGCAGCUACUCGCAUGAAUGAGAGGUCAUCUCGAUCACACACGAUUUUCCGGAUUAUUCUGGAGUCGAAAGAUGCCAAUCAGAAAGAUGGACCUGUACAUAUAAGCUACCUUAACUUAAUGGACUUAGCUGGUUCUGAGAGAGUUUCUCUGACGAAAGCUGCUGGUGAGCGUCUUAAAGAGGGGGCUAACAUAAACAAAUCUUUGUCAGUAUUAGGAAAUGUGAUAAGGCAACUAAGCGAGGGGAAGGAGUUUAUCAGUUAUCGCGAUUCGAAAUUGACUAGACUGCUCUCACAGGCUCUUGGCGGUAAUGCCAAAUCAUUGAUUAUCGGGAAUAUCAGACCAAUGAUCCACCGCGAAGUAGCCGAUGGUCUAGAGCGUCUUUGGAACGUAAGAGUAAACUGCAUAUGGGAAGCCGAUGAAAGUAGUCGCCAUGGAGAGGUUUAUAUAUUCGACCAUGUAUUUAAGCAGGAAUGUACAAAUUCAGAUGUAUAUGGAUCUGUAGUAAAACCUUUAGUCGAUUCCUUCAUGGAAGGUUUCAAUGCCACAAUAUUUGCAUAUGGCCAAACAUCUUCUGGCAAAACACACACCAUUUUGGGCAAUAAAACAGAUCCUGGGCUUUUCCAAUUAGUAUCCAAUCAGUUAUUCCAGCAUGUGGCAGACCAGGUUGAUAAGAGGUACUUGAUUAGAUGCAGUUAUAUUGAAAUCUACAAUGAAAAGAUCAAUGACCUCCUGGAUAAGAGCAAUCAGGGUUUAACUAUAAGGAAGAUAUCAAAGGAAAUGUGCUGCUUGAUGCAAGGGAAGCUGUCGUAG